Messenger RNA from Lotus japonicus, 705 nucleotides. RefSeq names its product agamous-like MADS-box protein AGL80. The transcript has a single exon. The record is from RefSeq and is a predicted model, not a curated record. Gene Ontology annotation, biological process: positive regulation of transcription by RNA polymerase II. Bases 1 to 705 code for a protein of 234 amino acids. NCBI's taxonomy places the organism in Eukaryota, Viridiplantae, Streptophyta, Magnoliopsida, Fabales, Fabaceae. Gene Ontology annotation, molecular function: RNA polymerase II cis-regulatory region sequence-specific DNA binding; DNA-binding transcription factor activity, RNA polymerase II-specific; protein dimerization activity.
AUGACCAGAAAGAAGGUGAAACUCGCAUUCAUAACCAAUGAUUCAGCGAGGAAGGCGACAUUCAAGAAAAGGAAGAAGGGACUAAUGAAGAAGGUUAGUGAACUCAGCAAACUUUGCGAUAUUGAUGCUUGUGCUAUAGUUUAUAGUCCCUAUGAUCCUCAGCCAGAGGUUUGGGCGUCCCCAAAAUUGGGGGUCCAAGGAGUGCUUGCCAAGUUCAUGAGAAUGCCUGAAUUGGAGCAGAGCAAGAAGAUGGUGAAUCAAGAGAGCUUUCUGAGACAGAGAAUCCAAAAGGCCACAGAGCAGGUGAAGAAACAGAGGAGGGAUAACAGAGAAAAGGAGAUAACACAACUCAUGUUUCAGUGCCUCAGUGACAGUGCAGGUAAAAUUUUGGACAAUAUAAGCAUGGUUGAUUUAAAUGAUCUGGCUUGGAUUAUUGACCAGAACUUGAAGGACAUCAAUCAAAGGAUUCAAGUGUUGACCAAGAAGAAUGGUCAGAGCCAAGCCCAAAUCCAAAUGGUAGCACCAGCACCAGCACCAGCACCAGUGGUGACUGAUGUUGUAGCCAAGAUUGAAGAGAUGAACAUUGAUGAUGUAAUGCAGAAGCAGCAUUGGUUUAUGAAUUUGAUGAAUAGUAGUGGUGGGGAUCAGGCACUGCCUUUGGGAGAUGUCAAUCACCAAAGUGGUUUUUGGCCAUUUUUCCACUAA